This is a messenger RNA of Drosophila suzukii, 2136 nucleotides long. RefSeq lists its product as uncharacterized. The record is from RefSeq and is a predicted model, not a curated record. NCBI's taxonomy places the organism in Eukaryota, Metazoa, Arthropoda, Insecta, Diptera, Drosophilidae.
UUUCUUGUCUCAUUCAUUUAUUUUCAAAAAUUUAAUCAUUUCUCUCUACAUUUUGAGAUCUAUUUUUGAUGUAAUCAUGGGCGAAAGGAACUUUCGCAAAUUGGGUCUGGGUGUGAUCCUGACGGCCCUGAUCCUCUACACUGUGCUCUUUAUGGACACACAGAUAUACGAGGCUGGCGGAAAGAUACACAAUGCAUUCUUCGUGAACACAGAUGGAUGUCGUAUUAUAGCCAUGGAUGUGAUGAACCCUACAAUCGCCAAAUACACCGAUUGGGAGUGGAAGGACAAGCGAUUCUACCUGGAUUGCCCAUAUCAGACUUGGUUUCGAACAGAGGUGGCCAACGGGGAGUGGUACCUGAAGUUGAUCCGCGACAUCGAUAAGAUUCUGGAGGAAAACGAUCUAACUCACGACUGGCAGAUAAAGUGCUUUUGGUUCCAUAUGGACGUAGUGUCACGUUGGAAGGCCAGGCUUUCACAUCGAACUCAGUUCCCGCUGGAGUUUCCAUAUGCCCUGAAAGUUCCCAAAGGUGUGAGGCAUUUGCGAGUCAGGUGCAUUAAUACUUUUACAAACAAAUCAUUGUAUGAGGAUGCUCAUUUCUUCAUUCAACCGCCACCCGAAAAGUUGCUUAAGAAAGCUCCACCGACUUUAAAGUACUGGAAUGAGGAGAAGUAUUCAAAUAAGGAGACACCACCCACUUCCGUGAUGAUCUUGGGCCUGGAUUCCGUAUCGCACCUCAAUUUGCUUCGCCAAAUGCCAAAGACGGUGCGAUAUAUGCACCAGAAUAUGUCGCAUGUGGAGUUUUGGGGCUUCAACAAGAUCGGUACCAAUACCUUUCCGAAUUUGAUAGCUUUACUCACGGGUCUCAGUGCCGCAGAGUCGCAGGAGUUUUGGCUCAGACAGAAUUAUAUGGAUAAUUUACCACUGAUUUGGAAGGAGUACAAGAAGGCCGGCUAUAAUACCAGUUUUGCCGAGGAUAUGGCCAUAUAUUCGAUGUUUUAUUAUGGCAAGCCAGGCUUUAAGCGCCCCACCACGGAUAACAAUUUGCACGAGUUCAUGGUGGAUAUGUAUAUCCUAAGGCAGUCCAGUUCGGUGGCAGACACCCAUUGCGUUGGAGAAAGGACCUUCAUGGAUGUCCUUUUGGAGAUGAACGACCGUCUGCUGCCCCACAAACAGCGCUAUCCCUUCUUCUCAUUCUACUGGUGGGCCAAUGGCUUUCAUGAGUUCUUCAAUUCUCCCCGUCUUGCGGAUGGAAGAUUUGAGAGGCUAUUGAGGAGCCUCGAUGACGCCGGUAUUACCAAUAACACCAUCAUACUGUUCAUGUCGGAUCAUGGCUUGCGAUGGGGUCGUUUUCGCAGAAGCUUUCAGGGAAUGAUUGAAGACUGCCAGCCCUUUUUGUCUGUUCUUUAUCCCGAUUGGAUGAGGAAGAAGUACCCCACGGCCAUUAGGAACCUAGCUGGCAAUGCCCACAGUCUGAUAACCACCUAUGAUCUUCACGCGACCUUGAAACAUAUCUUGGAUCUGAAAUCUCUGAAUGACAAGCCCAUUGCCCAGAAGACUGAGGAAUUGUGGAAACUCAAGGGUUCGGAAACCCCAAGGGCCGUCAGCCUUUUUCUUCCCAUUCCACCCUGGAGGACCUGUAACACUUCGCAUAUACCCAGUGAAUUCUGUCUGUGUCACAAGCAAGUUUCCAUUCCCGAGAGUAAUCGAGUUGUAAAAAAAGCCGCCAGCAUUAUCAUUGAUUAUGUCAACCAGUUGAUGGCGGAGUAUCCCGUUUGUAUUCCCCUGGAAUUGGAUUCAAUUGAAAGUGCCUAUUUCGCUGCUCCCCAGAGGGAUAAUGAAUACUACAUCGAGAAGGGACACAAGAACUCUUAUCCCGAGCAAGGUCCCUAUUGGGAGAAGAGAAAAUAUGAGGACAGGGACAUCGUGGUGCGAUUGAAGACCAAGCCGGGAAAGGCCUAUUUCGAGGGAAUCACCCGCAGGCAGGGCAAAAAACUUUUCCUCGUGGGGGAAGUGGUUCGAGUUGGCGAUGAUGGCAACAAGAACAACGACUGCAUCGAGAAUCCCUUACUGGAACCAUUUUGCCACUGUGCAAUAUAGGUUUUUCAAUUUAUUUUAACGAAGAAAAAACAUGAAUA